UUCACAUCCAUUCAAAUACUGAUUAUGAAAAGGUACAUAACGGAGGGACAAAUUUAUUUGGAUCGCCAGUUGCACAACAGACAGAUUUACCCUCCUAUUAAUGUACUUCCCUCAUUAUCUCGUCUUAUGAAGUCCGCUAUCGGUGAAGGAAUGACAAGGAAGGACCACUCUGAUGUAUCUAAUCAACUAUAUGCAGCUUAUGCUAUGGGAAAAGAUGCUUUAGCAAUGCGUGCUGUAGUUGGUGUGGAAGCAUUGUCGCAGGAAGACUUGCUCUACCUAGAAUUUCAUGAUAAGUUUGAAAGGCGUUUUGUUAAUCAAGGAGCCUAUGAAAGAAGAGAUAUAUAUACUUCAUUAGAUAUGGCAUGGGAUUUGUUGCGAAUAUUUCCUAUCCAGUUAUUGCGUCGUAUUCCUGAAAAGAUACUGCAGGAAUAUUAUCAUCGGCCAGGCAGUUAUUCUAGUCAUGAACACAGAAAUAAGGAAGACCAAGUAACUCAUUAGUCAACAGAAACGAGUAUUUGUAUUCCAUCAUCAUAUACUCAUCAUAAAAUGAUGAUAGUUUUUCUCAUAUCUUAUUACCUGUUUGUAGCUUAUCUUAUCUAAGAAAGCAUAAAAGACAGUUUCCCAGACUCCGAAUACUACAACUAAUUGUUUUAGGCCACCAAACAGAGUUGCAAUAGUACCGUUAUAUAGCUUAUUAUCCAUUCUCUAUUGCAACCAUAAUAUUGGCCGUGAAUCAAGAAGGACAAACAAUAUUAUACUUCAACGUUGGUCACUUUAUGAACUCCAUACAGUUGUCACCAAUACAUAUGACUGAUAGAGGAAAAGCUUUCCGUGAAUAUAUCCACUAACUAUUUUGUUACUGGAACUAUAUCUUGAAAAAAAGGAAACAGUCCCCGUCAGAAAAUAGCAAAAGAGAAAGACUUUUCU
Messenger RNA from Galdieria sulphuraria, 927 nucleotides. RefSeq names its product V-type H+-transporting ATPase subunit b. Gene Ontology annotation, molecular function: ATP binding. NCBI's taxonomy places the organism in Eukaryota, Rhodophyta, Bangiophyceae, Galdieriales, Galdieriaceae. The transcript has 2 exons. Bases 25 to 498 code for a protein of 157 amino acids. The record is from RefSeq and is a predicted model, not a curated record.